Molecule: messenger RNA, 1970 nt
Organism: Gordionus sp. m RMFG-2023
Lineage: Eukaryota; Metazoa; Nematomorpha; Gordioida; Chordodea; Parachordodidae
Exons: 4
Coding region: 97-948 (283 amino acids)
Cellular component (GO): mediator complex
Source: RefSeq, a predicted model, not a curated record
GAAUUGGACGAAACUUUACGAUGAAGUGUCCAUACGAUCAUAGGCACGGAAAUCGUUGAAUACCUUCUACGUUCGUGAUGUUAGAGCAUAUAUAAUAUGAAAAUACCUACAAAAUCAGACAAUUUAAGCUUGAAACCCAAGGAAAAAAACUUAGUUGUAAAUUUUGAAAACUCAUUUAAUAAUUGUUUAUCCUUAUUGCUAACAAAUAGUGAAAAUUUUCCUCAAUAUAAUUUUGAAGAAAAAAAAACAGAUAUUGAAUAUGCAAUUGAAUCUUUUGUUGAAAAGGCUAAAGAAAUUGAAAGUUUUUUUAUAGCAAAACGUUUUUUACAUUCAACAUCAAAUCAAGAUGAUCAAUUGUUAGAAGAAAUAAACGAUCUUAAACGAGAAUUGAAUAAAAAAGACGAGCUCAUCAAAAAACAUCAAGAAAAAUUGGACAAUUGGAAGAAUAUAUUGUCAGACAUUCAGAUUACAAAUCAUCAAUCUUCUUCAAACUUGAACAGUCAAUCUUCCGGAAGCUCUAAAAUUAUCUCUUCUAAUCGAGAUUAUUCGGCAACGGCUGGCUCCUCAAACUACUUUAAUUCUACUCUAAGUGGUUUGUUAUCCAAAGGUAUAACUCCCACUACGAUUCACCACCCAAGUGCGGGGCCUGAUAUCUCCCAAACACAAAACACCACGCUAAACACGAACAAUUAUAAUUUUGGUAGCCCCGCUGCUCCACUAAUAAGGGGACCCCGAUAUCUUAGUUUUGGCCAACAACCUCUAAAUUUUUUAAAUUUUACGGACCCAUUAAACAGUGAUCCUAAUUUAAUAAACGUUGCAGCGACGUCUCCAUUUCCGAGUAAUAUAUCGAUCAACCCUUCCUCAUCAAUAGCACCUCAAUCGCAAAAUAAUAUUCAAUUGAACGGUCCUUUAGCUUAUCUCGAAAAGACCGCUUCCAAUAUAGUUUGAACGGUUCGAUCUAAAGAGGGGGGGGGGAUAAUUUAUCAAUUUACACUAUUGCAUUAUGCUUAAAUUUUAUAUAAUACACUAUUUAACAACCUUGCAUUAUAUCAUACACAAUUUUGCCGCUUCAAACAGUAUCAAUUCAAAAAAUAUGAUUAAUACGAACCAUGGCUGCGCUAUAAUUGUCGAUAGAUAUCCCUUUGUUAAUGGGAAAGGAUUUCAUAGAAAUCUCGACCUAUUUAUCACAUUUCGAUCAAAAAAAUGUUACCCUAUUUUUAACGAUCAUAAUGAUUACCAUCCUUUUAACCUAACCUAUACUAAAAGCCUUCGGAAUAUUUAUUUAAUUAUCGAUAUUUUGCUACGCGAAGAUUUGUACGUGCUUAAAUCUGAAUUAGAAUUAUUGUCCCAUUAUAAUGAUGACGAUUACAUUUUUAUAUCUCAUAUAAUGACAGUUCCCGAUGUAAACGAGUUAGACAUCGAAAACAUGUCACCACCAUUUUCACACGAUGAUAUCAGCCAUUUUAAAUACUUCCGCUUAUCUCUCACGUUAACAUUACGAAUUUUGUUAAAUAGUGAGAGGAGUUGGUACAUUAUUCGCAAAGAAGAUAUUCUUAUAAAAAUACCGGUGCAUUUUAAAUAUCACCCAGCUCAUGUUAAGAGUGGAUAUCUUAACCUUUCGUUAGGUCUUAACUUCGGUAAAGAGUUAACCUCCUAUUCUCCUUUGGCCAUUGUUCGUGACCUUAUGUUUAUUCAAGAAAACAAGAUAUGUUGCAAUGUUAUACCACUGCGGAAUUCUCAUUAUUUAUUAAUCUUGAAAACCUCAAACCUAGGUUUAUUAUCGAACAUAUCAUCUUUACCAAUCGGCGAUAUUUCGCAUUUGGAAUUUGUUAACGCCGUUAGCAAUGUUUUAAUAUUAUUUGCGUUUAUAUUGAUUAUGUAUGUUAACUUUAAAAGUUGAUUAUGGGGUUUUUGUAAAAGUAAGAUAUAAUAUGCCCUUAUUUAAUUAUAACGAAGUUAAAUAAAUAAUG